Arabidopsis lyrata subsp. lyrata is the source of this 826-nucleotide messenger RNA. Its product is annotated as defensin-like protein 250. Lineage: Eukaryota; Viridiplantae; Streptophyta; Magnoliopsida; Brassicales; Brassicaceae. The record is from RefSeq and is a predicted model, not a curated record. The transcript has a single exon. Bases 1 to 270 code for a protein of 89 amino acids. Gene Ontology annotation, biological process: signal transduction.
AUGAAGUUAGCUGCAAUUUUCUUGGUUUCUUGUGUCUUAUUCUCUCUUGUCCCAAGCCUAACCAUAGCGGAGAAAAGGCCCUGGUGUCCAACAAGAAAACAAAUAUUUGAUGGAUCAUGCAAUAGAACUGAUUACACACAAUGCUUUAACGACUUAAGAAACACAUGGGAUGAUAUUGGAGAUCUUGGUCCAACCGAUUGCACUUGCACUCCUCAACCACAGAACAAACGUCUCUGUUAUUGUCGUUACUUGCCUUGUCCUAGUACUUAAAUCCUCCAAUAUGAUAGAGAUGUCCAAAACUGAUUGUUCUCAUGUUUCCUAAAUAUUUUCAAUAAUAACCAAAAUCUUCAUCUGAGUUCUAGUAUUCGUAAUAAUAACAAUGGUUUAAAUUUCCGAUGAGAACUCUCAAACAUAUCCGCAAUAUCUUAUUAUCAAAAACUAAUUUGGGUGGUGAUAUAACACUCUAUAUGCAGUGAUAAUAUUAUCAACUUAUUAAAUUACAUGUCAUGAUCAAAAACAAUAUAAUUAUUAACCAAGAGAUUUGAAUUAUUUUGUACCAGACCCUUCCCACAAGCACAAAAAAGUGAAUCAAAGGAUUUAUAUCUAUGGGUUCCUGCGAGACGCACCGUCCGUCGUAAGCUUAACCCACCCUUCACUUGGUACCUUCCACCUAAUCAGCCUUCCUUACCUCCUCCGCCAUGUCUUUGAUAAACUUCAAUCUGUCUCAACACAAUUUCGUUCCCCAAAGAUGUCACUACACCUCCACUUCCACGCCUACCAAACAGCCAUAUACUAAACAGUGUUGGCCAAUUCUCCUUUGCGGGAU